CUUCAAAGGUCUUUGUGUGCACCUGGCGCUGGGCCUGCAAAAGCCCCUCGCACAAGUAACCGUCUGAGAAGGAGAUGAAAAAGGCCUAGAGCCUCACUGGUCCUCUAACAUCCUCUAGCCCCUGCCGGCGUUGCUUCCGCUGCGUUCACGUUCUCUGCGGGCCAGGCUGCCAGGUUGGACCUCGGUCCCCGCUCGCGCCAUCCUCUGCGGACGCAUGUUGGGACAUGACAACGCCAGUGUCGACCACCAUGACAACUGGGGGAUCAUCACGGCACAUGGCGUGCAAGCCAUGUCGAGACCGCAAGGUACGCUGCGGCGGCGAACAGCCGAUAUGUGACAAGUGCAGGAGGGCGGGCGAGCACUGUGACUACCUCCCGACGCAGAAGCCGACCAAGGCCGACUUGGCCCAUAAGGUUGAGGCAUUGCAGAGACGCCUAGACGAAGCAGAGGCAUACAUCCGAGCCACCCAGUCCCGGGCUUCGUCAAGCAGAGGCGUCACCGUGCCGUCUCCCCACGGUAGCGACUGGCUUGUCAACCCAGACGCCCAGUGCCUGCCCUCCUCGUCAGAUGGCCAGAGCCCUGCAGUCCCAACACAGUCGUCGUCGUCCGGGCCGAUUUUUCAAGACUCACCACAGGCCGCCAUCGACCAGCCGGCACAAAGAAGGCAGUGUGCCGCCCUGAUAGGCCCAUUCCAGGGCGAUGGGGACCUGGACAUGAGCAUGGACCCCAACGGCCUCGACUUCUUCCCGCACGACAGCUUCGUGUUCCAGAGGGGCCUCAGCGAGGAGGGGGGCGCCGCCGUGCUCGAGCCCCUCAAGAGCUUCACCUCGGCCGUGUUCCGCAGCCAGGCCGAGCAGUCCGUCAUGGCGACCGUCGUGGCCGACUACCUGGCCUGGCUCCGCAAGGCGCCCCCCGGCGGCGGCAUCCCGGCCGCGGCGGAGAACCCCGUAUACCUAGGCAUGCUCGAGACGCUCGAGAAACGCCUACGCGAGCUGUGCGACGCCAGCCGGUCGCGCGGUGGUGCCGCGGUGAGGGAGCUCGUGGCGGCGCUCGAGGCCGUCGCGCCGCCCGGCGGUGCCAUGGCGGCCAGGCUGGGCUCGCUCGAGGAGGACGUCCAGAAGGAGGCGCUUGAGCACGCCGCCGAGUUCCGGGCCAGGUACAACCCCUGCGCCCUGCUCUCGAAGCAAUUCCCGAGUGGAUCACCCUGAUUACAUACCUAGUAGUAUGUAUUGUCCUAUCUAUCGGAAUAUCCGGAUGCCACUGUGGCCAUGGUUACGACAGCUGCGUGGGCUUAGAUCAGAGAUGGAGAAGAUUCAUUCAGUUACGGGGCGUGGGUGAGGGCUCGGCAAAAGAAACAAAGGGUUUGGCGGAAGCUGUCUCCAACAUUGCUGGCGGCGUGGCAGCGUUGAAAUGUCAUAUUGAACCACCAGUGGACCACGUCGCCCCCCCGCGCAACCUCUCCACCAGCCAGAAGUUCGGACCGCCAAAAUCGCGACACACAAUUAUUUCAUAAUGAGCGUGCAUAUUGGUCCAUAGAGGUCCAAAACUGCAAAUAGAUUCGGGCUUGCAAUUGAGGUAUCUCAUGAGGCUAGGAUAAGAUGGGUUUAGUACCUUAUUUUCUAGGGUUUUCUCACAAAGGGCUUUGGAGUCAGGAGUAAAGGGUGUUGAUAUUUAAUUUAGUUUCAGUCCAAUCUAAACAUCCUCUGUGUGUACA
This is a messenger RNA of Diaporthe batatas, 1714 nucleotides long. RefSeq lists its product as uncharacterized. NCBI's taxonomy places the organism in Eukaryota, Fungi, Ascomycota, Sordariomycetes, Diaporthales, Diaporthaceae. Gene Ontology annotation, cellular component: nucleus. Gene Ontology annotation, molecular function: DNA-binding transcription factor activity, RNA polymerase II-specific; zinc ion binding. Gene Ontology annotation, biological process: regulation of DNA-templated transcription. The transcript is spliced from 3 exons. The record is from RefSeq and is a predicted model, not a curated record. Bases 225 to 1208 code for a protein of 327 amino acids.